CUCUUCAUCCAUACCUGUUCAAACUAAAAAUAGCAAUGAAAUACACAUCUUGUGUUUGUUAUUACAUGUGUUAAUAUUGUUUAUCAUCAUUUUGUUUAUCAUGUGACGAUAGGAAGCAAUGACAUCCGGUUAAUAUGGGACAACGUUGGUCCAGCUCCGAGGGAGUUACCUGUUCUAAAGAUACAGCUUUAAAGAAAGCUUGGCAAAUGUCAGACAGCAGUAAUGUCGAUGAAACAAUUAUAAUGAAAAUACAGACAGAAACGAAACGUCGUCAUAGUGAUACAGUUGAUCGAUGGACAAGACAUACUGAACUAACAGCAUUAACAAUAGCUUGUUUGAAUAAUGAUGUUAAACUUGUUAAAAGAUGGAUAAAGAAAGGUGCAGAUGUUAAUUUAGUUGCCAGGGGAGAUCAACAUGAAAAUUACGAAAACAGUGUUCCACCCAUAUUCUAUGCUGCAAAUAAUAGAAAUGCUGACAUUGUUAAACUCCUGAUAAAAGCAGGUGUGGACAUUAAUAGAUUUCAAGGACUUCCACAGUGUAUAAAUUUACAGAAACCAGAUGAUCUACGUGCAAUCAUUGGUCCAAAUAGAACUCAAUCGUUUGGAUUUUCAAGACAUUCUGGUAGUCCUCAAAUGUUUAUGAAAGUACUUGAGCAGUAUUUAAAUUUUAAAUGCUGGAGAGGUAAGGUUUAUGAAGCAAAUCGUCCAACGACAUUACACAUAUCCAGUCCGUGGUUUAUUUGUACUGCAGCAAUAGUGUUACUACAACAUGGAGUGGAUCCCAACUUGUAUAGUUUUGGAGAUAUUUUACGUCAAUUAGGGGAACACUGCAUGUUCUCUCGGCAAGAGGACUACUGUAUAGAUGUCAAGAUAUUUUUAGCAACAUUUGUUUCUUCUGGGUAUGAUCUGACCAUAUCUGAUAAGAAUUGCUACGAAAACGAUUACUUUCAAAGUGAAACUGAAUAUCACUUACUUAAGGAUUUUGGAAGACCGCCAAGUUUAAAGCACCUUGCUCGAACACAAAUUCGUAAACACAUCCGAUUCAUCAAUAUGGACACAUCUGUGUUUCCAAUAAUCGACAAGUUAAAACUUCCUACGAUUCUUAAGGAUUUUUUGAAACUAUUUGACGUUAGUCCUGCCGAUAUAUCGUCAAUUGUUUGCUUUGAACACAGACGAUGAUAACUGUAUAAUAAAUGUAUGUAAAAGUGUCAUUUCCUGGAAUCUCACCAGAACCUCAAAUUCAAUGAUUGUUAUUUUAACAUGACACAAAAGAAUAUAUAAUAUGAUCCAAUGAACGUUCACAGAACACGACGAAUAUUUACUUGAUACGCGGAAUCAUAAUAAUUAGAUUUUUUUUGUAUAUAUUACCAUAUUGUGUUUUUACGUGUAAACCUCAUCAACCUUACAUUGUACAAUUAUUUCUUCAUCAUUGAUUUUUUUUAAAAUAUAACUUUUGCAUAUGAACUAUAAAGAGUGCAUUUUUCCAAAAGAAAUAACAGUAAAAUGAAUACUAUUCGACAUUUACCUAUAAAAAUCGUUAUGAGGCUCAAAUGGAAGGAUUCUAUAGGAUACUGACAGUACUGAAAUUGUGCUGACAAAAUCAGUACUUAAAAAGUGCUGUAAAAAUCAGUACUGAAUUUAUAGAAUUAGUUUCGAUACAGUCAUUAAACAGACACAAGUUGUUUCCUUUUUCCUUUUUCCUUUUACGAUAUUUAAAUUUAAAAAAAAAUAUUCGUCUAAACUGAAUUUUAACAACUUGUGUCUGGUCAGUUAUUGUAUAAUAAUGAAAAGUAUUGAAAUAAAAGAAAGUAUAACAU
Messenger RNA from Mytilus trossulus (common blue mussel), 1816 nucleotides. RefSeq lists its product as uncharacterized. The coding region runs from base 135 to 1178 and encodes 347 amino acids. Lineage: Eukaryota; Metazoa; Mollusca; Bivalvia; Mytilida; Mytilidae. Gene Ontology annotation, molecular function: protein binding. The transcript has 6 exons. The record is from RefSeq and is a predicted model, not a curated record. Gene Ontology annotation, biological process: intracellular signal transduction.